Molecule: messenger RNA, 936 nt
Organism: Pteropus alecto (black flying fox)
Lineage: Eukaryota; Metazoa; Chordata; Mammalia; Chiroptera; Pteropodidae
Product: olfactory receptor 2T29
Exons: 1
Coding region: 1-936 (311 amino acids)
Biological process (GO): G protein-coupled receptor signaling pathway
Cellular component (GO): membrane
Molecular function (GO): G protein-coupled receptor activity; olfactory receptor activity
Source: RefSeq, a predicted model, not a curated record
AUGGAUGGAGGGAAUGAAACAUUGACCAAUUUCUUUCUCCUGGGGCUCUUCCCGGAGCUGCAACACAUCAGCAUCCUCAUCAUCUGCCUCCUCCUGGUCUACUUCAUCGCCCUCACAGGGAACGCCAUCCUCAUCCUCCUGAUCCAUGUGGACACAUGCCUCCACACCCCCAUGUACUUCCUGCUCAGCCAUCUCUCUCUCAUUGACUUGGCGUUAAUUUCCACUACGGUCCCAAAGAUGGCCAUAAACUUCUUCUCUGGGAAGAAAAACAUCUCAAAAGUUGCCUGUGGGACCCAAAUUUUCUUCUUCUUUGCCCUUGGGGGUGGUGAGUGUCUCCUUUUGACCCUCAUGUCUUAUGACCGCUAUGUGGCCAUCUGCAAGCCCCUGAGAUACCCGAUUAUCAUGAACACUAGCAUCUGCCUAAAGAUGGCCCUAGUAUGUUGGGGUGGAGGUGCUCUAAAUGCCCUCAUCAACACCAUCUACACCAUGCACUUCCCUUUCUGUGGCUCCAGGGAGAUUCACCACUUUUUCUGUGAGUUGCCUGCCAUUCUGAAGCUCUCUUGCAAGGACACUUCCUUGUAUGAAAUGGUGGUGUCUGUCAUCUGUAUUGUGUUUGUUCUUCUUCCAUUAGGACUCAUCAUGGCUUCCUAUAUGCUAAUCUUCCUCACAGUCCUUCACAUGAAUUCACCAGAAGGCAGGAGGAAAGCCUUGGCUACAUGUUCUUCACAUAUGGCUGUAGUGAGCCUCUACUACAUGCCAGCCAUGAUCAUCUACAUGACCCCCCGCUCCUCUCACACUGCAGAACAGGAUGAAAUACUCUCUGUGAUUAAUACUAUCCUCACCCCCAUGCUCAACCCUCUCAUUUACAGUCUGAGGAAUAAGGAGGUGCUUGCUGGUCUGAGAAAAGUAAUGAUAAGAAGAUUUAUUUUGGGAUAG